GAAUUAAGCUGCCUCUAUGGCACUACCUCCUAGUGGGAUCCGAGCCGGGUGUGGCGGCACGCCUAGGGGCAGCUCCGAUCGCACCAGCCACCUGCGCCUUCUCCCAUCCCGGUCUUCUUGACCAUAUUUUGACACUGGACUCAGGUGGGGGAGGAAAAGAGAGUGCGACAGAUGUUUUGCAAGCCUACUAUCCCUAUAAACUAAAUCACGCGUAAGUCACCGUUCCCGCUCUCACCUUGCUGUAGAGCCCACGGUGGACAUCAUCUUAAUCGACAGCCAAACAAAACAGAUAUUGAGACCGAUCUGACAAGAACUGGAAGUAUUUGAUCACCACUGCUUAAGGGCCAUCCUUCGAGUGAAGUUCACCGACUUCGUCUCAAAUGAGACAGUCCGUGCUCGCUGCGACAACAUCGCAAGGAUAACUCAGGACAUCCAAGAAAGGCGACUGAGGUGGUUUGGGCAUGUUCUUCGUCGUCCACUUCAGGAGCUCAGUGUUGCUGCCCUCGAUCCGGCACCGUUGCCUCAUUGGAGGCGUCGAAGAGGGGGUCAGCUCAAUACUUGGCUCGACACAGUUCAUCAAGACAUGAAGGUGGUUCUUGGACCUUCGGUAUUCGGUCCCCUUCGGUGGCGAAGAGAGUGGGUUGAGCUGUCCAGAUCUGCUGCUGCGGAUCGUCACGCGUGGAGAGGUACAGUUCGUGACAUCAUCGAGGCCGGCUAGAUCAGGCAUGAUCGCAGCCGUAUUAAGUACAAGUACAGGAAUCCAAUAUGUUUCUUCCUUGCAGUAAUAAACGUGACAUACUUUUGAUUAUCACGAUGCGCUAAAAGCCCGUGUGUGAUGUCUUCCAAAUUUGGGAUUUGCCAAGUACACUCAACUAGAUCUAUUCCUCCAUUAUUUGUAGGCCCAACCUCCUGGUGCUGGAUGAGCCUACGAAUCACCUCGAUAUUGAAACGGUCGGUGCCCUGGGUGAGGCGAUAAGAAGUUUCAACGGUGGGUUGGUGUUGGUUUCUCACGACGAACGUCUCAUCUCCUCUGUCUGCAACGAGGUCUGGGUCUGCUCCCGGUGCCACUUUGGUCCCCCCGAGGAGGGCCAGGGUAGCCGGGUGAAGGUGCUCAAAGGUGGCCUUGAGGAGUACAAGUCCGCCGUGCAUAAACAGCUGGACGAGGUUAAGGCACGGUAA
Molecule: messenger RNA, 1179 nt
Organism: Spirometra erinaceieuropaei
Lineage: Eukaryota; Metazoa; Platyhelminthes; Cestoda; Diphyllobothriidea; Diphyllobothriidae
Source: the annotation of a GenBank genome assembly